Molecule: messenger RNA, 1130 nt
Organism: Bolinopsis microptera
Lineage: Eukaryota; Metazoa; Ctenophora; Tentaculata; Lobata; Bolinopsidae
Exons: 5
Coding region: 68-1006 (312 amino acids)
Source: RefSeq, a predicted model, not a curated record
UGUUUCUUGUUUUGAGAGACGUCCUUAAAAAAGUAUACCCGAUUCCGUCAGUAUUCACAACUGGUCCAUGUCAGCUAAUCUUACCUCUCUUCUACCAAUCCUGGUGGUGAUUGUGACCCUUUACAGUCCAGUCUCCAGUGUCACAACUUGCACAAACUAUGUUAACGGGGUAGAGGAUACCAGAGAGUGUGCAUAUGCUUGUUGUUUGAGCGGUGGCAGCUACGCUAUAAACCUAAACGAAACAGAAGUCUGCGCCGAUGAAAACCAGAAAUGUUACAAUGAUAAACUUACGAUUCCAACCAGCUGUCCAAUAAAGGUACACGAAGAGUUCGAAAUGUACGAGUGUGGUGUGUCGGAAACUUGCUGCUAUCCACUGAACGAACCGGUACCUGAGUUUGAACACCAAGUUCCGAGAAAGAAUGCUGUGUGUACUUCUGAUGUUCCAGGCAACUGCAUAAAGUAUAACGGACAAGAUGGUUUUGACAUAUGGGGUCAGGAAGAUCUAAAAAAUUAUCAAGACGACUCUAGUUUAACUUCGAGAAAUGUGUACUGCUACGAGAACUGCAUGUCAGUCAUUAGCUCUAGUGUUUUCGGCCUUGAAAUUGAACUUGAAGACCUCGCCGACCUCAAUUGGCCAUCGUGCUCAAAAGAAAACGUCAGCUCAUGCUCAGCAACUACCGAAGAAGUAUGCCUUUUUCUCGACGUAAGCUUCAAAGCAGACAUCACCGUCCCAACACCACAAGGGUUCAUCACUACGCCAGGUGACAUGGACAUCAGAGCCUUUUACUGCGGCAAAUUAGACGAUGAUAUCAAACCAGAAAUCAAGUGCAAUAUUGUCAAGGAACAGUUUACCAGUCUGUCUGAUACACUCUACGCUGUUUCCACGAUUGAGUUAUCAAGUAUCCAAAUAGAUUGUGGCAAGUUGGAUAUGUGUGUAGAGAAUUGUGUGUAUGAAGAACACAGACCGAAGAAAAAAAAGGACUGUUAUGGUGGGGGAUAUUGUUGAUAGUUAUUCUGAUACUCAUUAUUGUAGUAGACAUUUUUGCUCUGUAUUGGAUGUUUUGCAAAAAAGAUUCGGUUCAUCCUAAAGACGACGAAGCUGAAAUAUACUUGGAAGAUGUCGGAAACCC